Messenger RNA from Bacillus rossius redtenbacheri, 3038 nucleotides. It is a transcript of the gene Hcf, whose product is annotated as host cell factor 1. Gene Ontology annotation, cellular component: histone methyltransferase complex. Gene Ontology annotation, molecular function: transcription coactivator activity; protein binding. Gene Ontology annotation, biological process: chromatin remodeling; regulation of DNA-templated transcription. NCBI's taxonomy places the organism in Eukaryota, Metazoa, Arthropoda, Insecta, Phasmatodea, Bacillidae. The coding region runs from base 46 to 2646 and encodes 866 amino acids. The record is from RefSeq and is a predicted model, not a curated record. The transcript is spliced from 13 exons.
GGGAGAAGCUUGGGUAACCAGUAGUCGCCAUUUCAAAGAUGAGCUAUGGCGCUUCCCGUGCUUAAGUGGCAGAGAAUAAAUAAUCCGACAGGUCCACAGCCCAGACCUAGGCAUGGACAUCGGGCUGUCGCAAUUAAAGAUUUAAUGGUAGUUUUCGGCGGUGGAAAUGAAGGCAUCGUGGACGAGCUACAUGUUUACAACACAGCCACCAACCAAUGGUUCGUGCCAGCGAUGAAAGGGGACAUCCCACCGGGAUGUGCAGCGUACGGAUUCGUCGUUGAUGGCACACGCAUUCUGGUUUUUGGAGGAAUGGUGGAGUAUGGCAAGUACUCCAAUGAAUUGUACGAAUUGCAGGCAAGUCGGUGGGAGUGGAAAAGAUUAAAGCCACGGCCACCAAAAAAUGGACCCCCGCCCUGUCCCCGCUUGGGCCAUAGCUUCACGCUCAUCGGGAACCGUGUGUACCUGUUUGGAGGACUUGCAAACGAAAGUGAAGAUCCCAAGAAUAACAUACCACGGUAUCUGAAUGACUUGUACAUGCUGGAACUGCGGGGAAACAACUCGACAGUGUGGGAAUUGCCGGACUCGUUCGGGCCACCCCCUCCCCCAAGAGAAUCUCACACCGGUGUCGCCUACACUGACAAAAUCACUGGCCAGUCACGGCUGGUCAUAUACGGCGGCAUGAGCGGCUGCAGGCUGGGCGACCUCUGGUUUCUGGAGUGCGAUACAGUUACUUGGAGCAAGCCGAUAGUUAGUGGACUGGCUCCCCUUCCAAGAUCCCUUCACAGCGCCACGCUGAUUGGCCAUAGAAUGUUCAUAUUUGGUGGCUGGGUGCCACUCGUAAUGGACGACAUGAAGGUUGCGACACAUGAAAAAGAAUGGAAAUGUACAAAUUCUCUCGCUUGUCUUAAUCUAGAAACAACUUCUUGGGAAACUUUAAAUGUCGACACGCAAGAAGAUAAUGUCCCGAGGGCCCGUGCUGGUCACUGCUCUGUUGGAAUCCACACCCGGUUGUACGUUUGGUCUGGUCGAGAUGGCUAUCGCAAAGCCUGGAACAAUCAGGUUUGCUGUAAAGACCUGUGGUUCCUGGAGGUGGAGCGGCCAGCGAUGCCUGGGCGAGUGCAGCUGGUGCGGGCGUCCACGCAGUCCCUGGAAGUGAGCUGGGGGGCCUCGCCCACUGCGGAGGCGUACGUCUUGCAGAUACAGAAAUACGACAUGCCGCCCGCGACCGGGGUUCAGACGCCCGCCAAGCCCAUCCCCGCCCCCCAGCCAGUGCCUGCCGCCACCCUCCCGACCCCAGAGCUCUCCCCGACGCCCAGCCCUGUCACCAGGCCUGCCACCGCGCCUGCCACCACCGUGGCCAGGCCGACCGUCGUCGCGCCGCAGGUCGUCGCUCGGCCGGCCUUGCAGGUGGUGUCCUCGGCGGGCAGGGGCACAGUGGGCUACAGGCUGCAAUCGCCCGGCUUGAGUCCCGCUGGGGUGCGGAUAGUGAACAGACUGCCGGCGGUGACCCAGCAGCAGCAACAGGUGUCCUCCGCGGUGCUCGCAGCGCCCGCCGGCGUGACGGCAGUCACCAUGCCCAUCGCGGUGACGCGUGCGAUGCCCGGCGUGGUGGCGGGGCCCCCUGCUGCCUCCUCGGCCCAGAUGUCGGGGAUACAGACCCUGGCCGCCGCCGCCGCAGCCACGCAGAAGAUGAGCACGUCCCCCGUCAGAGUGAAGACGGCCCCGCCCCUCGUCACCACUAUACCCGCCGGAGCCACGUCGCGCAUGACCGCCCCGGGCACUACAGUACUGAAGGCCGGCACGAACCAGCCCGGCAGUAAGAUCAUCCUUCAGAAGCCGGGUGGCACCGCGGGAGGGGUCGGCCAGCCUCAGAUUGUUACCUUGGUGAAGACCAGCCAAGGAAUGACCGUGGCGACAGUACCAAAAGUUAGCUUGAUUCAAGGCAAGCCAGGUGUUGCAGCAGGACAAGUAACGAACAUCCAGGGGACAACUACGAAAACUAUUCCUCCUGGUGCUACAAUUGUGAAAUUGCUGAACCCAGGAGCUGGCGGAGCAGCCAAAGUAUUGACAACAAUGAAAACCAUGCCUUCCAACAUGGUGCAAGUGAGCAAGGCCUCGGGCGCCGGCGGCAAGCAGACCAUAGUGAUCACCAAGUCCGGCAUGGCCCAGCAAGGCGGUAUGGCGGGCACCGCGGUGCCGAUGUCCGUGGGCAGCCAGAUCACGGGGCCCGGGGGCAUGAAGAUGUUCGUGGUGUCGUCGAGCGCCAUGAGCUCGGGCACCGGGGGCAAGCCCAUCACCAUCACAGUGCCGGGCCAGCAGGGCGGGCCCCUCAAGACGGUCACACUCGCCAAGCACCCGUCCCUGCUUACAAGCGGCGGCCAGAUAUUGACAGUGCCUUCCCAGGCUGGCCUCACCAGCACCCAGCAAACCAUCUCGAUCGGCGGGAAGCCGGUGACGAUGCAGGUGGCGACCGGGAGCGGGCAGAAGACGGUGACGCUCGUGCCCAGCUCAGUGGCGACAGGCGGCGGGCAGAUGAUCACUUCGCCGACGAAUCAGACACAAGGCGUGGGCCAGGUCCCGGACAGUUUGCCGCGAGUGAUGGUGGUCUCGCGGCAGGCCCAGUCGCCCUCCACCAUGGGCACAUAAUGAGACGUCAUUGCGUGCUGCAUGCAUAGACACAGUGCGAGAAGAUUUUUUAUUGUGAAUAUACAUAUUGUGUACAUAUUCAUGUGUUAAAACAACUGUACCUGCGCAGUACUGUGCUGCUGCAACAUUUUAGCAAAGGGCGAGGACAAAAAUGUUCACCUUUGUGGGUUCUGUAAAAAACAAUGUGCGUUUAUUUAUCAGUUUUCCUUCUUUGUUUGAUUCUGUAAAUACUCUGAAGUAUCUUCUUAUGAGUUCCAUGUGGACUGUUCAUAAGGGCAAACUUCACAGUUGAAAGUUUGGUGCAGUAGUUAGCCCUGAUGCCAUGAAACUGUUAUUUAGUGUAGAAUAUACAACUGUAUUUACCCGUCAGUAAAAGUUGACUGUAAAUUAUG